CCCUCAUUUUCUUCUCCAACCCCAAAACUCUGAAAACCCUAAGGUUUCUUUUCCUGCUCCAAAAUCCGCCGCCAUGGGUCGCCGCCCCGCCCGUUGCUACCGCCAGAUCAAGAACAAGCCGUACCCGAAGUCCCGCUUCUGCCGCGGUGUGCCGGACCCGAAGAUCCGAAUCUACGACGUCGGCAUGAAGAAGAAGGGCGUCGACGAGUUCCCCUUCUGCGUCCACCUCGUCUCCUGGGAGAAGGAGAACGUCUCCAGCGAGGCGCUCGAGGCGGCGCGUAUCGCCUGCAACAAGUACAUGGCCAAGUUCGCCGGCAAGGACGCGUUCCAUCUACGCGUUAGGGUUCACCCGUUCCAUGUGCUCAGGAUUAACAAGAUGCUUUCCUGCGCCGGAGCCGAUAGGCUUCAGACCGGUAUGAGGGGAGCGUUCGGGAAGCCUCUUGGGACUUGCGCUAGGGUUGAUAUUGGGCAGGUGCUGCUCUCUGUGAGGUGCAAGGACAGCAACAAGAACAAUGCUUGUGAGGCUCUGAGGAGGGCUAAGUUCAAGUUUCCCGGUCGCCAAAAGAUCAUUGAGAGCAGGAAGUGGGGAUUCACCAAGUUCAACCGUGUUGACUAUGUAAGAUUGAAGUCAGAGGCACGCAUUCUUCCUGAUGGUGUCAAUGCCAAGCUCUUGGGAUGCCACGGAUCUUUGGCUUUGCGUAAGCCUGGUGAAGCUUUCAUUGACGCUGCUGCUUAGAAUAUCUUUGUCUAGGAAUUGAAUUCGUGUAAUCCAAUUUCUUUUUGUGCUUUAAAUUCUGUUGACUCUGAAGUUUCGAGUACCUUAAAUUUGCAUUUGUAUUUUGAUGACUGAAGUUUAUGUCUUCAAUUUGGUACACAAGUUUUGGGAAAAUGUAUCUCAAUUAGUAUUUUGCUUAAA
Messenger RNA from Rosa chinensis, 916 nucleotides. Its product is annotated as 60S ribosomal protein L10. The record is from RefSeq and is a predicted model, not a curated record. Bases 74 to 736 code for a protein of 220 amino acids. The transcript is spliced from 3 exons. Gene Ontology annotation, molecular function: structural constituent of ribosome. Gene Ontology annotation, biological process: ribosomal large subunit assembly; translation. Gene Ontology annotation, cellular component: ribosome; cytosolic large ribosomal subunit. Lineage: Eukaryota; Viridiplantae; Streptophyta; Magnoliopsida; Rosales; Rosaceae.